Molecule: messenger RNA, 3218 nt
Organism: Papaver somniferum (opium poppy)
Lineage: Eukaryota; Viridiplantae; Streptophyta; Magnoliopsida; Ranunculales; Papaveraceae
Exons: 8
Coding region: 696-2765 (689 amino acids)
Molecular function (GO): protein binding
Source: RefSeq, a predicted model, not a curated record
CUACAUUUUCCUUCUUCCCAUUUUCUUCAUCGAUUCAAUUUCAGUUCUUGAAACUAUGAAGAACCGUUUUUCCGAUUAUAAAAUUGUUCAUUACUCUUUGAACAACAAAGGGGCUUUUUUGAAUUUCAGAAUUUCACUUCAAUUUCUCAAUUGUUUUACCCGUUUUACAUUUUCAAUAAAAACUAGGGUUUUUCAAUUCUUCACAAUAUGAAAAUAGACUAUAAGAGUUUCGCUCCUGUAAAUCCCCAAAUAAUCAAAUCAUCUCUAUCUACACCAUUAAAAUCUACUCCUUUAUGUUCAGAAAAGAAGAAGAACAUAUCUUCUUUAACCGAUUCUUUUCAUUCUCCCUCUAAUAGAGUUCCUGUUGGUGAUUCUCCUUAUGUUAUUAAAGCUAAACACGUUCAGGAUGCAAGCAAGGAUGUUAGGAUGAAGCAUCAUAAUCAUGCUGAUGAUUUUAUUGAAGCAAUUAAAUUGUUUCGUAAUCUGUGCUCUCAGCAAGCUCAGGAAUCUCUUGAUGAUGUGCUCAUUGAUCUCUACAAGAGAGCUGGUAGGAUGGACGAACAUAUCCAACUCCUUGGACAUAAACUGCAGCUCGUCAAAGAUGGCGUAACUAAGACAGCAAGAGCUGUAGAGAUGUUCUGUUGCUCCAUUGAACAAGAGAAAUCAAGGUUAUUGGGAACUUGGGAUGGGCUUACAUGCAACAGGAGAAGUACCAGCUAGCUGAAGAAUUGUAUAGGAAAGCUUUAUCAAUCGAGCCAGAUAAGAACAAACAAUGCAAUCUUGCCAUCUGCUUGAUGCACAGAGGAAGAAUUACUGAAGUAAAGUCUCUACUUGAAACUGUAAAAGCUGAGCCUGAGUUUGCUGAUUCCUAUGUUAAAUCAUUUGACUGUGCUACCGAGAUGCUUUCUGAGCUUAAUUCAGGUCCAGCUCUGAAACCACUUGAGCAGAAGAAAGACGAUAGUUUCAAAAUGGAGACUCUGGUCAAAGUGAAUUCCAGUUCAAGAUAUGUGGUUGGUGAAAGAGGUUUGGAGCAUUCAGAUUCACAAAAGGAGAAUGAAACUGUUUGCCGAAGCUAUAAUCUGAAUUCUGAAGCUACCUAUCAUCAGUUAUCAUUAGCGAACGAUAUUGAGUACAAUCUACAAAAGGAGUUUGAAGUAUUUGAUAUCAAUGGAGAAUUCAGAAAAUCAGCGGCUCGAGGAGGUUCUCUAUAUUCAGACCAGAAGAAGUACUUGUACUCAACAAAUAGACAUGAAUGUGCAGGUAAUCUUCAGGUUUUAAAGGAAAUCCCUCUUCAGGAGGAUAGUGCAGAGAAAGACAUGGCUCUUGUAAUGAAGCAGGCGAUUAAAGCUAUUAAAUCCUUUCGCAGUCUGUGCUCUCGACAAUCUCAAGAAUCUCUUGAUAAUGUGCUCAUUGAUCUUUACAAGAAAUCUGGUGGAAUUGGCCAACAUAUAGAACUCCUUGAACGUAAACUGCAGCUCCUUGAAGAUGGUGGGAACAAGUCCCGUUGCUGUUCUGUUCAUCAUGAGAAAUCGAGGUUACUAGGAAACUUGGGAUGGGCUUACAUGCAAAAGAAGAAUUACAAAGUUGCUGAUGAAUUCUAUCGGAAAGCGUUAUCUCUUGAACCAGAUGAGAAGAGUAAUGAAUGCAAUCUUGCCAUCUGCUUCAUACAAAAAGAAAGAAUUCGGAUCGCAAAGUCUCUACUUCAAAACCACGUGGAUGGUGGAAGAGGUUUGGUGCCUUCUUAUAUGAAAUGCUUAGAUAACUCACAUCCAAGUAAGGGACAGCAUCAAAACCAUGGACUCGGAGGAAAAUGGACAGGCAAGGAUCCUCGUUUAAGGGUUUCAGACAUGAAUGGGUCAGAUUCUAGUUUUGGGCAAGAUAUGGUUGAGAAAGAAGAGGAGAAGGAGGAUUCUUUAAGUCUAUUUUCUUCUGAAAAUACCAUUGAAUCUGUCAGUGAGUGGAGUAGCAGCGAAGAUUCCAGUUAUAUAUCUCAAGAGACAGAUAUUAGACUACUAGUGGUUGAUGAUCUGAAUGAUGCAGAAGAUACUCUACAGAAACAGUUUGAAGCAGUUGGUAUUAAUGGAGAAUUCAGAAACUAUAAGAGGGGAACGGUCAUUAUUGUGUUUCUUGACGCCAGUAAACUAUAUGUGGUCUCCGACAGCAGGUUGAGCUAUGAAUUUAUUAAUCCUGAUACUAAAGUGAAGGAAUAUAGGAUAUGCUAUCGUAAUAAGGUAAAAUGUGAGGGCUUGCAUGUGAAAGUAGAAGAAGUUGGUGAGAAAAUCACAGCCUGUGAAGGUUUCUUAACAGCUUUAGCAGGAAAUUACAAAAUUGCUCAUCACGUUUGCGAAAAUCUUAAGCAAAUGUGGAUUAACGAAGAAAUUGGUUCAGAUCAUAGGUUUUUUGCCGAGAGAUUGGAAGAUCACUCCACCGAUACUGAUUUCAUUUUAGUUACUCCCACCAACAUGGGUGGUUUUCAGAUUAGCAGUGUGAAGGACAAUGGAGUACGCCCUAUGGUUGGUAAGUUACUGUGUUUGGGAAGUGGGGCAGGUUUAGCAGAAAAAAUCAUAUUAGAAAAGCUAAAAACACGUAACCAAGAAAUCAGCACCGUAGAGAUGUUGAAGGAGGUUGUACAUGAAGUUUGUGGAGAAGAGAAGACCGUCGGGGGAGUUGUGACAGUUGCAGUUAGCGAAGUUGUCGGUGAAAGCGAUAAAGACAAAAGGCUGAAAACAGAAUUUUUUCGGUUUCCACCACUUAAAAGAGUGUGACCUAUCACAGUCUUGGAUGAUGGAAUACAAUUUGCAAAGGAUGACUGUUUCUUGUUAAUUGAUGGCAAAAAUGUUUUAGAUUUUGGAAUCCUCGAACACAUCGAGGAGGGGGACUUGAGUGAUUAUCCUGUUAGGCCAGACUUGGUUAGAGUCCGGAUAUUUCUGGAUGCAACAGAUGAUCCUUGGUUUUAUCAUGCCUCCAACUAUUCAGAAAGAACAGAUUUUGUAGAUUUUGAAUACUCGGUUUUGAGCUACAACCAAGCUAAACAAAAGUUCAAUAUGGUCCUGGAAUCUUCAAAGAAGGAAACUCAAGAACUUUACGAGUCGAUAAUUGUUGGUAAAACAAGAAUGUUUUGGGAUAACGAAAACAUGGUUUUCAUCAUCUGUUGAUUGAUUUUAGUAUUUGAACUUGUAUACAGAUUUGAACUUGUGUACAGAUUUAUUGGUGUAAUA